Messenger RNA from Peronospora belbahrii, 1083 nucleotides. NCBI's taxonomy places the organism in Eukaryota, Oomycota, Peronosporomycetes, Peronosporales, Peronosporaceae. The record is from the annotation of a GenBank genome assembly.
AUGGAUACCACGGGAAUGACGGCGGAUAGGACGGGAACAACAGCAAAUAGGACGGAAACAACAGCGGAAAUGACGGAAUCAACAGCGGACUUGUCUGGGGCAACUACCACGUCUGUUGACAACACUGAUGCCUCGUCCGAUACAUCCACGGCAACUACAGCCACUACGAGAUCCACAGUGCCCGACACUAGAAAUUCCACUACUACCAACAAUUUCGCUGGACCUACCACGACGGCGAAUGCGACGCUGACCACACCGAUAGCUGCCACUACGGAAGGGACGGCCAAUACGACCACAAUCACCGCUCCGGCGUCUGCUACGACGGACUCGACCCCUGUGACUGACACCACGCCAUCAGCUCCUGUGACUGACACCAUGCCGUCGCCUGCUCAGGUCGCUCCAUCUACGACACCCGAGUACGACACGACUCCAAGCAGCUCCGAUUAUCCGGUAGACGGCAAUACAAAGAGUUUGGAUGACUCUUCGGCAUCAAGUUGGCUUGUGCCUGUUGUGGUAGCGGCUGUAGUGCUAAUGGCUUUAUGUGUCAUCACGUUCUACGUGCGCUCGCGCAAGCAUGAUGACCAAGACGACAUGGACCGACCAAGUGAAAUCUGUUUCGAGCCCCCGCGCUCAAAUACAAACAAUUAUGCAAACGUUGGUGGGAAUGGCGGAAACAAUGGCAUGGCCGGAGGCGUGUCGGCGGUCGAGCGCGCUCAGAAGGAGGUUGUGAUGGCCAUGCGCAAAGAAUCGGCUGCGCCUGCUGCUAUUUCGUCUCAAUCUUCUAUGAUGCACAAUGGAUUGGUGACCAGUGCACCGCCGCAGUCAUAUAACCGCCAGGAUUCGGUGCCCGUUCAGGCUGAGCCGCGCUUCACUCUCCAGCAGCAAGUGGAGCGAGAGCAAUCGCAGCGCUCAAUGGGCGUGGCACGCAUGCAGCACUCUCCACAAGCAAUGAUAAGUCCAUUCGGUCAGUCAUUCGAGCCUGGCACCUCAUUUGAACCAGGUCAAUCGUUUGACCUGUCAUCUGGUACAUCCGAGCCAGGUGUGACGCUACGCAUGACGCCGUGCCGUGCUGCUUCCUUGUAG